Cladocopium goreaui is the source of this 4887-nucleotide messenger RNA. Lineage: Eukaryota; Dinophyceae; Suessiales; Symbiodiniaceae. The record is from the annotation of a GenBank genome assembly.
AUGUCGCUCCAACAGUCGUUUCUGAGAUCUCUGCGCAACCAGCAAGGAAGACAGCCUGUCCUGGUGGUGCAAGCUGCCCAAGCAGCCUGGCCCUUUGGAGCUUUCACUAGCCGCCCGCAGGGCGCACCCUGGUGGGCGCUGCUGAUUUCGGGCUUGGGGCUGGGAACUGCGGUGGCGCUGCUGUUGCGGUUGUUGGCAUGGUGGAGGAACUACGAGAAGUUCCAAGCCCUGCGCUCGCGGCCGCGCGAGGCCUCGGCCUCCGAAGCCGCCCCAACGGUGGCGCCCAGCGCGGCGCGGAUGGCGGAGCUGGUGGCGUCACUGAAGGCGCAUGCAGAGGAGACGCGUGAGGUCACGGCCUCAUUGAGGCGUUCGGUGGAGCAGCAGCAACGGCUGUAUCAGGUGGCCGCCAUCGACUUCCAGCGCAAGUUGGACGAGGCAUCCAAGCGGAAGAACUUGGCUGCGCGCAUGGAAGUGGCGCCGGAGUCCCUCCAGCUGCUGCGGUCCUUGGUGAGCUGCAAACAGGGCACCGGCGGCGCCAGGGCCAAAGAGAACGGCGACAGCCGCAUCGUUGAGGCGGACGACAAGGCGCCGGACGACGUUGGCGCGCGGAAGGAGCGGGACGAGACGACCUCCAAACCACCCGAGAAGCCGCCCAUGGCGGCGCCCUGGGCGAGUGCCAUGGUGCAGCAGCCCCGAACCCGGCGGCUCUCGAAGUUUUCGCGAUACAGUCACUUGGUGGAGGUCGUGCUGGCAUACUCUUCAUAUCCCUUCAUGUUCCAUCUUGGUGGAUGCGUUGAUGAAACAGAUGCGUUGAAGAAGAAAGCGCAGAGCAUGCUGCCGGAUCUCAAUUUGGUCCUGGAGCAACUGCGCAGUGGGGAUGGAGGCUUGUCAGAGUCCGAGAUCGAGCGCUAUGGCGCUUCGUUCGUGAGAUUUAAAGAUCCAGAUGGCCCCGAAAUGCACAAGGAUGAGUUGCCCAAUCUCUUGGCGUUUCUGGGCUUUCCGAAUCCUGAUCCCCAGAAGUGCAGGGAGCUUGCGGAUGAGUGUGCUGACUAUCAGACACUGGAACGAGUGGAUUUCCUGGAAUUCAUGGAGAAGUGGAUCUCACAUGAAUGCGAGCGCUAUCGGGAAAUCUUUGCCUCCUACGACGACGACGGCAGCGGCUUCUUGGACACCACGGAACUCAUGACCUUCGUGAGCUCCUUGGGCUUCACGCCCCUGCGCAGCAUGGUGAAGGAAGCCUUGGACCUGGUGGACCUGGACCGCAACGGCUUGCUGGAUUUUGAGGAGGUAGUCCUUUUGAUGCACUGCUACCGACACACAGAAGGUUUCACGCUGGAUGAAUUGCAGACCAUCACUGCCAUCUAUCAGGAUGUGGUCGACCAAGUCUCCUUCAGAUACGGUAUUCCAAUCGAACUCAUCGUUUUUGGCUUGCUUUUCGCGGGAUACAAAGCUCCCAAGUGGUGUAAAGGGAAAGCGAAACAAGGCGAUGAUGGUCCCGUUGUCCAAGCUGAAGUUGUCUCAAAAGACACUGCUGCCGAGAAGGCCUUUUGGAGGCCCUGGAAGGCUCGACGUCGUGACGAGCCCGAAAAGGCGAAGAGUGGAAAAGGUGAGGCAAAGGUAGCAAAGCCGAAGAGCGCUGCUGCCCUUUUAAAGAAAAACGCCUCACAGACACAGUGGCGUUCCAUUAUCAACAAGUUCACCCCGGAGAAAUUCGAGAAACUUUGUGAGCAACUUCUUGGGACCUUGCCCAAACAGGGCCCAAACACGGCAGAGAAAACCACUUGCUGUGACACGGAGUUCUCCAAAAUUCUGGAAGAGUUGUUGUCGAUGAUUUUUGAUGCUUGCAGUAGGCAACAUCAAUACACGGAGAUGUAUGCAGAUCUAUGCCAGAAGUUGCUGGAUCAUGUGGCCAAGCAACGGCCCAAUCUGGAUGGUCGAGCUUGUGUUUGGAGCAGGUGCCAGCACAUUUUCCAGAACAGUGUGUUGAAGCCUCCAGAGAUUCCAGCGGACCUACCGGAGGAUGAGUAUAUGGACCGCAAAGCCAAAAUCAAAGAAAAGAUGGUGGGCAUGGUGAAGUUCGGAGGAGAUCUGGUGGGUCGGGGUCUGGUUCCCGCGGAGGGUGUGAUGACCUGGAUCCACACUCUGUUGAGUGAGAAGGCUCGGUCCGAGAUCCCCGAGAUCCCGGAUGAGAAUGGUUCAACCGCGGAGAAGGAUGUGGAGAAACGUGAGAUCCAGCUGGAGGUGCUGUGUGCCAUCCUCGCAUCCAUGGGUUCAUCCUUGUCAGAUCCAACGGUGUGGAGUGAGGAGAAUAGGUUGGUCAUAGAGAAUGUUUUCGAGCAGCUUGAACAACUGGCAAAGGAUGCAAAGCACCUUUCACUCCGAAUUCGCUGUUUGAUUCGGGAUGUUCUUGACUUACGGAUAGCUGAAUGGAAAGAAAAGGCUGGAAAGCUGAAGCCAACAGCGCUCCAACGGCAGAAGGAAGAGAUCGAACGAGUGGAAACCAAUCUCCGCAGCGAAGCGCCUGAGUUCGUUCCUGGCUCGGGACUGUCGGGGGCUGGAAAGCCAUGGACCUCUGAUCGACUGCUGGAGGGGAAGCCUUGGAUGGAUCCGCAGCUGCUGGCCAGUCUGCAGAUGGUGGAUCACCAUUUGGAGGUCAUUGAAGAUCGUGAUGCCAAGCUACAGAGGCUGAAGGCCUUGGUACAGGUUUAUCACCUGAUUCAAGAGAAACAAAUUGUGGUGGUGGCCAAUACCAUUAAUCUGCGGCGGAUACUGGACAUGGUUUCACAUAGUUUCGGUGGCACGGAUUAUCGGUGUUUGGACCAGAACACUCCGGAGCACAUUCGCACGCAGAGCCUGCGAAGCUUUGAGAUUGGGCAAACUGCAAUGCUCUUGAUGACCACGGAUGUUUGCGCUCGAAGGGAGUUUGAUUUUGGAAGGGCAGCACCAGUGCUGAUCAAUUUCGAUUUCCCAAUGACGCUGCAGCUAUACCUCUACCGCAUCCAAAAGCGUACAGACAGUGAUACUCAUGUCUACACCUUCUUCUCUCCUCAUGACGUACGGCACGCAGCUUCAUUGGUCAUGGUGCUUGAAGGAGCUCGGCAAAAGGUGCCGGAUGCCCUGAAAAAGAUGAAGGAACAGGUGAAGGCCGAUCCGGGGAAGAAUCCAAAGGAAGGCCGAAGGAAGAACGGUGCAGAGGAGGAGGAUGGAAACAAGACCAACAAGAGACAUGACCGGAACGACGAUCGUGGUAAUCGUCAGGAGCGGAGACGAGAGGGCACAAACCUCUUGCCUGCUGAAAUGCUGGGAGAUGUGCUGGUUCAAUUCUUCGGACCUGCACAAGCACAGAAAGCCCGCGACUUGCAAUCGGAUUGCAUCACGCGAAUGUCCAAGAUGACAAGCACUGCUUCUGAAGGAGGAGCUGCGCCCGGGAUCGGCCAAAAGAAGACCACCUUUGGCAUGGGCUUCCAUGAAGUGCUGCUGUGGGCCAGACGCCUGCGGGAGAAGGAGUUCGAGAGCUACCGUGACGCUUUUCAGAAGUUCGAUGAGGAUGGCAGCGACUCCAUUGACAUGGGUGAGCUUCAAAACGUCAUCAAGACGUUGGGCUACACCAUGACCAAAGCAACAAUCAUGGAAAUCAAGCAAAAGGCCUUCGCGCGCACUGACCUGGAUGACAUGUGCGUAAAGACCAGCUCAGAAGUGUUGGAUUCGGAUUCCAUGGAUUACGACUCCUUCGUGCACUUCAUGAUGAUGCUUCAGCAAUCUGAUGGAUUUUCUGCAGCAGAGGUGCAAGAAAUUAAGGAGACCUUCCGGAAGUUCGACGAGGACGGCAGCGGCGACAUCGACGUCUGCGAGCUCUCCGACAUGUUGCGCUUUCAGGGCCAUGCUGCCAGCAUCGAUGAGGUGCGGCGGUUGCACUCCAGGGUGAACUUCAACGGGAGUGGGGCCUUGGACGUGGCGGAGUUCAUUCGCUUCAUGCGUCUAUACCGGGAAGAGAUGCUGGAGAGUGUUCGGGAGGCUUUUGACACCUUGAAGGACACUAGCUCUGGGUAUUUGAAUCCCGAACGCCUUCCCUUGGCCAUCAACCAGCUGGAAUUCGCUCGCGAGGAGCGUCGCAUAGAUGUGGAGCCGUUCUUGCCACAUGUGCCUUUGGAUUUCGACAGUUUCAUCAACCUCUGCGACAAGGUGCGGGAAGCCCAGGUGGCCGUCGAUCGCAAGCGCGCCGGCUUCAGUGAAGCUUGGCGCGACCGUGAGAUUGAGCAUUAUUGGGCAUUGUACGUGUCGUAUGACACAAAGAAGUCGGGCACGGUGUCCAUGGAAGAGUGUACCAACCUCCUAGCCACCUUGGGCUUCCAGGUGCGCACAGUGGAGGAACAACAAGAUCUGAAGCAGCUGCUAAAACAGGCGCGAACUGUCGCGGAAGCAGCUGGGGUCGAUGUCCGCGAUGGCGGGGUGAACUUCUACGUUCUCCUGCAGUUGCUGCAGGCCCUGUUUGUGAACCACGAGCGGGAAACCGAGCAGGAACUGGUUCAGGUGGCCGAUGAAACAGGCUUCACCAUGAGCGAGGUGAGUGAAUUCAACGACGUCUUCGUCCAGUAUUGGAAUGCCGAACUGGAGCCCGGGGAAUGGAAUCAUCCCAGCGAUCGGCUGCGCAAGAAGCUGCUCCACAGGAGCUCUGUUUACAAACUCCUUCGGUCCAUGGGGAUCCGCUUGGACCAUUCCUCCAAGGCGCCGGGAAUGGUCCGGACCGUGGAGAGGACACAAAUCGACCAUCAGAUCCACAAGUUCAGUGGUGAGAAACUGGAUUUCCAUGGCUGUCUACGGCUGAUGCGCUGGAUAGUAGAUGUGAACUUUGCUUCUAUCAACAGUACCUCGGAUCAAGGUCACUGA